Molecule: messenger RNA, 4477 nt
Organism: Culex quinquefasciatus (southern house mosquito)
Lineage: Eukaryota; Metazoa; Arthropoda; Insecta; Diptera; Culicidae
Exons: 10
Coding region: 70-996 (308 amino acids)
Biological process (GO): regulation of cell differentiation
Cellular component (GO): membrane
Source: RefSeq, a predicted model, not a curated record
AAAACAUAAACAUUCCGCAACAGUUCUGUCAAACGCAACCGCAACAGCAACAACAACAAAUCUGCCAAAAUGUUCUCGUUCUGCUCGAAGCCAGCGGAAUCUUCGUCGUCGUAUCGCGGCCAACCGCACGGUACUUGCAAAGGAUGCAACUCUGCCAUUGGAAAACAAAUCAAAGGAGGCUAUCUGCUUCGAUAUAAAAAGCAAGUUUUGUGGAGUCGAUGGUCGGAGGAGUGGGUCGUCCUGUACGAUGACUCGACGAUGGCAUGGUUUACGGAACCGGGCCGCUCGUCCCCCGCCGGCAAGAUUCUCGUCAAGGAAGCGCCGGAAAUGCUCGCGAUAGCCCACUGGACGGGGCAGAUUCCGCGCCGGCCGCCGCUCCCAGACGGCGUCAGCGUGUCGCAGCUGAUUGCGCUCGGGUCACGGCGGAAACGCUCCAAGGUGUACUGGAUGAUCGCCAAGAGCGAGGAGGAAGUCAGCGACUGGAUAGCGGCCAUCACAAAAACGCUUCCACCACCGCCGCAGAUCGAGCUGGUCGUCGAUAAGCCACACCUAAUGGGCGUCUUGCGGAGGCCAAUCGUGCGGAUACGACCGGCCACCAGCUCGGAGGUGUCGGCCCGGCGAAAAAACCGCACCAGCAUCGAAAACAACACGACCAAGGUGCGGGGCGAGGCGGCGGUGGCCAUCAUCAAAAAGUCCACCCAGGAGAACUCGGAACCGAAGGGUUCGCUGGCCUGUGCGCUGCCCUGGGGCCACGGCUGGGGUUGGGCGACCCUGCCGAACGGCAUCUGGAGCGGCGCACUGACCUGGUCCCAGUGCGAGGACUCAAUCACGCUGCACGCACUGCCGACGACGCACUGCACCAACCUGAUCGAGGCGCCGUGCGCCGGUGGAAUCUACCACACCGAAAUCAGCGGGUUCGACCUGCACCACGGCAUCGAGGACGUCGGCGGCGAAGACUUUGACUACGCAAUGGACUGCGGCGAUUUCAUCUUCUAAAUACUCACACACACACACAUUAACAAUGACACAACACGAACACACUAAUACACUGACACAUAUCCACGGCGAAGUGCAAAUCGUGCAAAAUAAAACAGUGGACAAUUGUAACAAGAUGGCGGCCGGCGACCAUGGACGCAACAAAAAAAAUAUGAUAAAUUUUUUAAACAAUACUCACCUCACCAAAUCGGAACACGAAGCCUCACACACACACAUUCGAACGCCGCACCGAUUUUGUAUCGCGCACUCACUAACACACACUUCCACACUAUUGAGACAACACACAACUUGCAAACAUUUGGGUGAACGAAACGUCGCGCGUCGAUUGACAACUAGAUGUCACACCUUAGCAAGUUCUUAACCGAAAAUUCCACCGAUAAUCAAUUAGGAUGACCCAAAAAUUACAUAAGCAAUCAGUUUGACUAAAAACUGAUUCACUCGUAGAAAUCCCUCAAAAGCUCUGAAAUUUAAUAAACCAAUCCCCAUACACCUAGCGAAAAAUCAUAGUAAAAAUAAACAAACAAGCAUCAUCAAAACCAACAUCAAAUGUCUCAACCCGUACAAGAGAAUAGUGAGUUUUAUUCGGACAUCAGCUUCACCGUGUGUGUUAACAAACCCCGGCAUAAACAAACAUAGACGUAUUGUUAUGAAAUAAGCAGAUGAAAAAUACCAAAAUUUAAGGCGCACAUUUGUGAGUAUUUACUAAGUUGGAUAAAUGUUUUUUUAUAUACCCCAUAGCGAUUGAAAACAAAGGAAAACUAAUAAAAAGGUAAAUAAACAAUGAAUGUGGGUGUUGAUAAACAAAAGCAUACUAACGUAAACAAACAAGUGUCCCUCGUAGUGUGCGGUCAUAGCUUAGUGUGGGUAAUUGAACACAAGACAAAAAUUAUAAAUAUUUACCGACGGAAAAUGCACUCUGAAACAAAAACACCGAUCGACAUGUGUAAACAAACACACGGAAAAGAUCUAAUUUCUAGAGAUUUUUUUAUUCGUGACAAAUAUUGCAUUCCCGAGAAAGAGAGAUAAUUAAUAAAAAUAUUUUUACCGCGCAAAAAGAUACUAAAGAAGAGUAUUUAAAAACAAUGUUUGCAUCCAUUCGAGAGUUUAAAAAAAUCAAAAUUAGAAUUUAACACAAAAAUAUUAAUUUGUUCCCCAAUCACCUAUACCACCAUCUAUACCAUCUGUUUGUAAACCUUUUUCAUAGUAAGACACGUUGAUUGGCAAACUCUUUAUCGCGCUCUUUUCCUCUAAUACAUUCGAGAAAUUGAGCACAAAAAUCUCAACAUAGGAGAAAAAAUACUCAAAAACGAACAUCUUGCACCCUAGGGAAUAAAAAAAAACACUUACGCAAUGACGCAACAAAAUAUCUAAGUGACAACUAACAAACAAAAAAAGGAAAUUGAGGUAAAGCUUAAUUCUACAUUAAACACUAAAUCGACACGAAGUUGUUACGAGAUCGGAACGGCGUGGGAAAUAAUGCAAAAUAUUCGACGACGGAGCAAUCCAAACACAUAAAAAUAAUCUUAGAAAGUAGUGUUAAACAAUAAACGAAAAAAAAACAUAGAGACUGUACCUACCGAACAAACAAAAACAACGGGAUUAAAAUUAGUGCGGAUCCUUUUUAAGUCAAGUUUUCCAAGUAAAAAUUUCUUGAACUUGUUUCAGAUAUUUUAAUUUGUUGAUACUUUGUAGUUUUAAAUAUAUCUAAUGAAGAGGGAAAAUAGAAUCACUUCUCAAAAGGGAGAAUUGCAAAUGAGUGAGAAACAAAAGUUGAACCAAAUGUCGACAAACAAAUCAAGCCGAGAUAUGUGUAUGUUUUACAAACAAUUAACAAAAAUACAUAAACAAAACAACAAAAGACACUGCAAGUCAGCGGAAGAGUAAUCCCCCUUGUAGUAUCUUUAGUGUCCUCCACCAACUAGCGAAACAUUUGUGAAAUGUGCCAGCUGGAGAUCUAUUUAUAAUCUUUAAAAACUACGGGUAGGGCCUAGCAAUCGACCAUAACUGAUAAGUGACUUCCACCAAAGCCCCAACGCUUUCUCGCGGCCGCCGUUAGAUUUAACGCCGACUCGAUUUUGAGGCUAGAAGGAGUGUACUGUUUACAAGGACCAGACCGUGUAAACAAUGCACGCGAGCUGUCAAAUGACAUCCGGCGUAAAACCUAAUUGCUUAUCCUCUCGGAAGAGUGUCGAAAUUAAGAUGUUGAAAGCUAACCUAUACUGAAUGUGUAGCAGUGUUGAUCCCUUCAUCGAUGGCCCCUUCAUUUGACAUUUGAUAAGCGCCAUAAACAAAAUGGCACAAAACAAAGCAAAGCGUGUUUGUUUACUAACUGACUUCGCUUUGCAUUGAUUUGCGCUGUAAUGACAUUCCGAAAAAAAACCGUAAGUGUAAGUUUGCCAACCGUUAACUGAAAUAAACAACAAAACAAAGACGUUUUUUCAGUGCGAGCAACUGUGUUUGUAAACGAUAUUUAAACAAAAAUAGACAGUGUGAUGAAACAAACAAAAAAACAUAAACAAGUGUUAGCCAACCAUCAAUCAGCAGAAAGAAAUAUACAAUAGAAGUAACUGUUUUAGAAGAUUUCAAUAGCUGUUUAACAAAAAAUUAAACAAGAGGAAAAAUAAAUACUGCGAUGUAAACAAUUGGCGAGCGUAACGUUGGGAGAAUUUUUGCAUUUUCUGUGCGGCAAAAUCGCGGGACGAUUUUGACGCCACAAAAACAUUACUAGCAGACUAUUGAUAAUAAAGAAGAAAACCAUUUUGACAGCUAAACAUAAACAUCACUUCUAUCCUUUCUGGAGCCCCCAAUCCAAAACAAGACCAAUUUUGUAGUAUCCAAAAAUUUGCUGCUUCGGAAACGGAAUAUAAAAAACUGCUGAGCAGAGCCUUCAAAAGCAGCUUUUCACGAGAACAUUAACUACUUUUUGCACCAUUUUCACAACAAACCCGGUGAGAAAUGUCAAUUAAGCCGAACCCCCAUUUGCCCCGCAUUAUCUUCCCGGCCCUAAAAGUUUUCCAAAUUAUCCCCCUGCAUUCAGCAGAUGAAACAACUAAAAAUAACAAACCAAGAAUAUGCAAAAACAAAACCUGAAUGUGUUCAUUUCAUAAUCAGCACGUAAAACGGGCGAGCUGUCAUUCUCACACAUACAAAUUGUAAACAAUUGCCGAACCUCCUCCAAAGUCAAAACAAUAAUGCACCUCCACGUAAACAAGAUGACAAAACAAAACAAAAAACAACUUUUGUUUACCCCUCAUCAGUAACUGUUAAUCCCGGUUCAACCCAUUUGCCAAUACAACAACACAAAAGAAAGAGAUGUAAGCAACUCACUGUCACUGUUAGUAAUUUGAAGCUCAUGAAACGGGAAUGGGAUAGAAAACAAAACAUAAACAAGAAGAAAAAAUGCCGAGAAAAAUCAAUAAAUAAAGAAACAAUCAAGCCGAAGCGCUGGAGAGAGUGUUGAAGAUCAUGAAGCAAAAAUUUA